Messenger RNA from Enterospora canceri, 651 nucleotides. The record is from the annotation of a GenBank genome assembly. Lineage: Eukaryota; Fungi; Microsporidia; Enterocytozoonidae.
AUGUUUAGUCAAUUGUAUUUGAUGUUGCUGUAUGUCUGUAGAAUCAGUAGCACUAGUGAUAAACAACUGGAUGCAUUGUCACUGGCAGAGGUAGUUGUUCAACUUACUAACUAUACGACAAAUUGUGCACGUACUGCCAUUAAGGUUUCUGAUAGAAACCAUGCUAUAAUCCUGAAUUUGAUUGAUAACAAGUCAUUUUAUGAGCAAGAAACGUUCUUAUUGAAUCUUAACAAUAAAAUCAACAGUUGUACGACAACCUACGAUAUGGUUGAUCAAACACUUAAUGAUUUGAUGACUGAAGUAAUACAACAAAAAAAUGAGUAUGCAAUGUGUUACAUAUCAUCGCAAACAUUCUAUUACAAUUUGAUUCAAAUUUUAAUGAAUCAGUGUAAACAAACUUAUCAUAUGAUCAGAGAAUUUGCUGGAUUGACAUACGCUAAGUCUGAUUUGUUCAGCGUUAGUGAUAUGGUAAUAGAAAAUGUGAUGUCUACGAUUGAUGAUUUGGAUGAAGCAAGUGUGAAAAUAGGUAGGAUACAGAAGUAUUAUGAUGUUGGAAAGGAAUGCGAAGAGGAUCAUGUUAAACAGACUAAAAACUUGGAACUGUUGCAGAAGAAAUAUAGGCAACUGAUACAAUUAUUCCCAAUGGAAUAA